GUACCUCCAUUAACUUGUCAGUGAUACGUUUUUUUUUUUUCGCGCAAAUUCCAAAUAUAUCGGUUGGCAUGGAAAGGACAGGGCGAGUGAACCCCGGGCUGCGUGUGAUUGGUUAAAUUGAAAAUUCCGUUAAAGAGCUUCCAAGCAUCUCUAUUGUUCCUUAACCAACUUGAUCACCUUGUUCGUUCGUCAUAGGUGGUGCGAUAUUUUCACAGCGCAAUUGAGAGAGAGAGAGAGAGAGAGAGAGAGAGAGAAAUUAGCCUAAAAAAACGAAUCUGAGAAGAACAAGAGGAGGAGGAGGGAAGAAGAAGAAAAUGGCUGGGGCUACGAGAGAAAGGGAAAGAGAUCUAGAGCUGCUGAUCCCGGUUGCCGGAGGAGGAGGAGGAGGAGGAGGAGGAGGAGGUGUAGGAAUCAUCGCCGAUAAUGGAGCCUCCAACUCCAAAUCUUCAUCUCCUUCGUCUUCUCCUGCCGCUCUUAUCUCCUCUUCACAUCAUCACUCCGGCAGAGAGGCAUUUGCUAAAGUCAUCCGCAGCUGGGCUUCAAAAAAGUUCAUGAGUGGAUGCGUCAUUCUUCUUCCAAUAGCCAUUACAUUCUACAUCACUUGGGGUUUCAUUCAUUUUGUGGAUGGUUUCUUCUCCCCGAUCUAUAAUCAUCUGGGGAUCAAUAUUUUUGGUCUUGGAUUUGUUACCUCCAUCACUUUCAUAUUCUUGGUUGGUGUUUUCAUGUCAUCAUGGUUGGGAGCUUCUGUUCUUACUCUCGGGGAAUGGUUCAUCAAGAAAAUGCCACUUGUAAGCUACAUCUAUGCUGCCUCUAAGCAAAUCAGUGCCGCAAUAUCACCUGAUCAGACCUCUAAUGCCUUCAAGGAAGUAGCUAUCAUAAGGCACCCUCGCAUUGGAGAAUAUGCAUUUGGAUUUAUCACAUCUUCAGUUGUUCUUCAGAGAAGUGUGGGUGAUGAAGAACUCAGCUGUGUUUAUGUACCCACCAACCACUUGUAUCUUGGAGAUAUUUUUCUCGUCAAUUCUGAUGAUAUAAUACGACCCAAUCUCUCAGUUAGAGAAGGAAUUGAAAUUGUUAUCUCUGGGGGAAUGUCAGUACCCCAAAUAUUGACUACAGUGAAUUCCCAGACCAUUCAAGCAACAAGGAUUGGCAACUUUCCAGCAGUGAAAGUAUAGAGCGGACUAUGAAUGCACUAGUCAAACAAGUGUUUCUGAGAACAUGUAGAAGCAUGAAAGUUACUAGCAGAGGCUGGAUUAGAAAAGGUGAUGACACUUCAUGCAUUCAGAUGAAUAGUGGAGAAAUCUGAAGUGAAGUGAAGAACAUCUAGAAAAUAUACAGGCACAAUUAAGGCAGCUCUUAUUAAUUGUUUAUAGUAGAUUCUCUCUCUCUCUCUCUCUCUCUCUCUCUCUCUAAAUAGUGCGUCCAUUCUUAUUUAUGAAAUAGAGAUUAUACUCUUUUUUUUUAAUUAUGAAAUAGAGAUUAUAUAAUUUUCAGGUGUUUAGAUUGAACUGAUUUGGCCAAGAUUAGAUUGUUAAAGUCUCAAACUUGACCAAAUUUCGGCCUGCAGUACAAAGUUGUAUAGACAUUGAACCUCAAGGUCUUCAACUAAUAUCUCUAACAUGAGAAAAGUUAAAUACAAGUAAAAAUCUGGUGUAUCUUAUGAAGAUUGAGACUGAAUGGUCAAAAUAUAUGUUUAGUUU
Messenger RNA from Quercus lobata, 1697 nucleotides. RefSeq names its product protein LIKE COV 1-like. Bases 315 to 1172 code for a protein of 285 amino acids. The transcript has 7 exons. NCBI's taxonomy places the organism in Eukaryota, Viridiplantae, Streptophyta, Magnoliopsida, Fagales, Fagaceae. Gene Ontology annotation, cellular component: Golgi apparatus. The record is from RefSeq and is a predicted model, not a curated record.